This is a messenger RNA of Cydia pomonella (codling moth), 5602 nucleotides long. Its product is annotated as proton-coupled folate transporter-like. Gene Ontology annotation, cellular component: membrane. Gene Ontology annotation, molecular function: transmembrane transporter activity. Gene Ontology annotation, biological process: transmembrane transport. The record is from RefSeq and is a predicted model, not a curated record. The transcript is spliced from 6 exons. Bases 30 to 1475 code for a protein of 481 amino acids. Lineage: Eukaryota; Metazoa; Arthropoda; Insecta; Lepidoptera; Tortricidae.
UACUGUUAGUGCAAGUGUAACGUGAACACAUGGCGGAAAGUCUUGUAAAAUCACACCAUAAUGAUUCAAAUAAUACUGAAAAUUGUCGACUUGAAAAGAAGAAUAUUGAUGCAUUCAAAAUUUUCCUAUCGAAAUUGCAGACUGCCACAUACGAACCUGUGGUGUUUUUAUAUCAAACAUGUUACAUGAUAACAAUCGCCACUUCCCAAAACGUGAUGUUAGAGAAAGCGUGUAGAGUGAACUUAAACCUUGGUGACGAUAUCUGUACCUCUCUCAGACUUCAAAACCAAAGUGAAAGUCUCAAACAUCACGAAGAAAUUCUGCAGAAAUACGUAGCGCCCAGUGUCACCCUGCGCACGUACACGAUACUUAGUGUACCGUGUAUCCUACUACUUUUGACAGGGUUCUUCAGCGAUAACACUGGGUAUAGAAAGAUAAUACCAAUGAUCCAAAUAGUGGCACAGAUGCUCAUAUGCGUGAACAAUUUGGUGCAAGUUUAUUUUAUGAAAGGAACUGGCCUGUAUUUCUUCGUGGCAGCUGAAGCGUUGUUGGAAGGCUUGGGAGGAGGAUAUGCAUCUGUGCAGAUGACAGCAUUUUCUUACGUGGCGAAAGUAACGAGCGUGGAAGAGAGAACAUUCAGGAUCGGUCUGUUAUACUUUGCUCAAUCAGUAGCUGUUCCAGUGGGUCUGGCGAUUGGUGGUCCCUUACUGAAACAUUAUGGUUAUUACUGGUGCUACAGUUUGUCUGGAUGUUUAAAUCUCAUCAAUUUUAUGUAUAACUUGUAUUGGAUCAAAGAAGCCAAAAGAAGUAUUGAGCAAAAACAGCACGACGGCCGAGGAUUCGUCUACUUUCUCCGCCUCUUCUUUGACUUCACGAACAUCAGGGAGACGGUGCGCGUCGUGUUUAAAAGGGGACCGAACAAUCGACGCAUACGCAUCUGUAUCAUGCUGGCCAUAGUCAGCAUCCUUUAUGGACCUGCGUAUGGGGAACUAUCCGUAAUAUACAUGUCAACGAGGUACCGGUUCGGUUGGGAUGAAUUGCAGUUCAGCAUCUACCAGACAUACAAUUUUGUUACUCACACCCUUGGUACGGUGUUCUCUCUCGUUGUAUUCAGCAAGAUAUUGAAAUGGCACGAUUCCUUGCUGGGCAUCAUUUCCACGAUAAGCAAGAUCGUUGGCUCCUGCGUAUACUGCUUUGCGGCCACGGCAACGAUAUUCUACAUAGCUUCUAUGGUGGAAAUCUUAAACGGAACGUCUCUUCUAGCAAUGAGAUCUAUCAUGUCAAAAGUAGUGGACCCAGAAGAAUUGGGUAAAGUAAACUCCAUAUUUGGGCUGACUGAGAACCUGAUGCCUUUGAUCUUCGUGCCGCUGUACACCACCGUGUACACCCAAACCAUGGAGGUACUGCCAGGUGCUGUGUUCCUCAUAGGAGCUAGCACGUCUGUACUAGCAGCGGCUGUUUUUUUUGUAAGUUAACAGAAGCGGGUAGAGCACAACCAAAAACAUGAAGUUUUAUUCAUUAAAUUAUACGAGUUUUUGCCAAAAGUACAAGUAAGCAUGAGAAAUGAAAGGGGGUCACUUGGAAAGAAAAUUUUCAACCUAUUUUCAUUGCUUUUUCCUAUUAAAUUUCCGCGUAGAAAUCGUUAAACAUAAGAUUUCCAAACACUAUUUCCCCCUUAGGGAACGAUUUAUGAGACAAAGUCUAUUAUAUUUUUCUUAUACUACGUCGGUGGCAAACAAGCAUACGGCCCGCCUGAUGGUAAGCAGUCUCCGUAGCCUAUGUACGCCUGCAACUCCAGAAGAGUUACAUGCGCGUUGCCGACCCUAAACUUGCCCCCCCCCCCCCCCCUUCGUUAUUAUCUAUUCAAUUUAUUAUUCACUUGAAAAUUAUCUGUGCGUCAGAUUUCUUUUAAAUUCCAGUCCUGCAGCGUCAUAAAUAACAUAAAUUUGUAUCAUGGAAACAAGACUACUAUGCAAAUUAACUUACGGCCCGAUUCAAAGAAUGAUUAAGACACGUUUAAGAUCUUGGAAAGAUCUUUAAAUGAUCUCUAAACACCAUGUCAAAAUUGACGUUUAUUUCGAUUCCGCUGUGAUCCCAAUAAGAUCUAAGUGACAUUGGUUGCCCGAAUCGAGCUGCUUCUGUCAAUUAUACGACAUACAAACGAUAAUAUAUUAUACAUUAUUAGACAUACAUAACUAAGAUAAUAUUUAUAACUAGCUGUGCCCGCGGCUCCGCCCGCGUGGUAUUCGGUCUGUGUCAGUAACCGGCUCAUUCACCGCUAAUUUCUCUGCCUCUCCCCUGGAGGUGGAACUUGAAGUAAAGUUGAUAGAUGGAUACGCUAGAGGACUGUAGUCUAGAUAAAAUAUUUUACAAUUAGGUACCACUUAAUAAAACUACACUCCAAAAUCAAUUGUUAUUUUUUUCAAAUUCGUCCUUAUUAAAAUUUUUGACGUGAUUUAAACGACAUAGAGUAGUAGAUGUAUAUCGGACAAUACAGUUCCACUUUUGUAUUUUUUUUACGUCCUUGACUGUACCUAUCCAAAUCAUGUCCAUGGAAAAUAUCAUCCAAAUCGAUGCUCCAGACCAAUCAGUCUAAGCAUGAAAUGGUAAGAAAUAUACCCAUAGAAAUUCAUACUUCCGAACACAAUCGAAUUUAGGUGUAAUACCUAUUAGUUAGAAGUAGGAUUAGAGGAAAGGAGAAUACUCGUAGAAAUCAAAAACUUGAGGCCGAGUAUUUACAUUUUGUUUACAGUUAUGUUUAUAUAUGCACAACUAAAUGUAUACAUAUAAUUAUAUCUACAGUUACAUACUAAUAAGUAGGUAUGUAAUAGUUAUUUACAUAACAUUGACAUUUUACAAUAUUUAUUUGUACACCACAUUGCGAGUUUCCCCGGCGGGCAUCAGCACGAAUAGCUCCGUGCAGCUGGUAAUGCGCGAGCACGCCACGUAGAGCUGCCCGUGCGAGAAGCAGCCCGUGCACAGGUCCACGCCAGCGGCGCGCAGCGUCUGCCUCUGCGACUUAUUGAUGUUCAUGGCGAAGCAGACGCUCACGGAGAACUGUAGGCGCUUGAAGUGGAACGGGAAAUUGCUCAGGAUGAGGGGGAUGCGCGGGAUCAACACGACUUCUGCGGCGCCGCACCCCGUCAGGAUCUGCACCUCAAUGAGGUUUCGCUGCAGCUGCACUACUUUUAGCUGAGUUCCGUUGCAUAACUUCGGAGGCGACAAUUCCGAAGAAGCAUGAUUGGAACUCCAACUUUCAGGGUUAAUGUGUGUGCUGGGAGUCCUGAAGCACUCAAUGAGCUAAGGAACUCUACCGGGUAUGUUGUGACAUUGCCUUCAUCCAAGACAGUGUUAAUGGAAUUAUAUACUGCAUGUUCACCUUCGAUUUCCUGCCUGCUCAUUUUUCUGCGUGAACAUGGACCGUUCCUCUAUGGGCGUGAGUAUGGAUCUCUCACAAACCCAAGGAUGGCUCAGGUCUCCGUGCACGCUACGAAUGAGGUUUUCAAUGGAUGGAACGAUGCUGCAUAACGUCUCUGGUAGUUACUAUUCGCUAUAGUUUCGUAACCUCCGUUCCGUUGCGAGACUUUGGUGAAAGGUUCGCUUUUUUUCGGGAAGGUAUUUUCAGUUUUUAGUUCUUAUGGCAUUUUAACGCGUAUAAAAUGCGUGUCCCAAAUCGUUUGACAUUUACACCGCAAACAUCAGAGAAUUUUUUUUUCAUAGUACCCACCUUAGUAGCCAUUAUUAAGUGCUUAAAAGAGGCGAUACGUAUGAAUAUGGAUACGAUAAAAUUACGAUUAGGUAAUUCAUGACGGAGAAAAUAUUUUUUUUUAAAUAAUUAUGCAGUUAUACGCGUGUUGAUAUGUGUGUUGAUUUUGCCACCAUUUAAUUGUGUAAGUAAACUCAUUUUUGACCGACUUCCAGAUUUCAAAAGGAGGAGAAUCGAGGGAACUCUUCAAAUAUGAAAGUCAUACAUAUAAUGAUUUUUGUAUUUUCUUUAACAAAUCUAGCAUUUACAUUUUAAAAAGUGACAUUUGAUGAAGUGGAACUGCUGAUGAUGAUCAGAAUGGAACUCUUCAACGAUACACAGUACACGUUUGGCGAUUUGUCCUCUUCGCUGUGUUUGUUAAGUAAAUUAGAUUUUCAAGACAAAUUUUUGUCAAGUUCGAGUUCUGACGAUGGGGUCCAUGAGCAAUCGAGGGAACUCUUCAAAUGUGAAAGGCAUAUAUAUAGUGAUUUUUGUAUUUUCAUCAACAAAUCAAGUAUUUACAUUUGUAGAAGUGGAACUGUUCAUGAUGAACAGAAUGGAACUCUUCAACGAUGCAUAGUUCACGUUUGGCAAUUUGUUCUCUGUGCAUGUUUGUCAAGCAGUUAGGUUUUCAAGAUACAUUUUUAUAUUUCUAUCCUAUUUAGUUUUUUUUAUAAUUAUCUGGUGCUUUAUUUCAUGCAUGGUGUGAAAUAAUUUAUCUUAAAUACAGUCGAAUACUCUAUUGCGGGUAUCUUACCAGUCAAUCAUAGGGCAAAUCUGAAAUGUGUCAAGGUGGGUGCAGUGACAAAAAAAAAAUGUUACCUCCUUUUCUACAUAAUUAGGCGUAGGACGCUGUCUUUUUAAUUUAAUUGUAUGAAAUCAAAAAUCAACAAUAAUCGUUCUUUCACCGAUCUACCUCAUUGAAGUCGGUUUUUUUCUUUUCUUCUAUCUUUAGAGUUAAUUUGACAAAAUCCUUCUUCGGUGGCUUAAUUUCAGCACCAUAUCUGUUAGUUUAGCAGGGUACUCGAUACUCGUAGCACAUAUUUGUUGUAAAAGUUUGCACCUCCUUCCUAAGUAGCGCCAUAAGAUUCAGGUGCAAACUUAACUCAAUCGAGUGUAGUGGCUACCCCCCCUUCUAGCGGUUGAAUUUUUAUAGCCUAUAACUUGGCCGGGCAUUUUCUCGACAGAUUAGUAAAGUUUGCAUCAAAAUCCGUUCAGCCGUUUUCACGUGAUGCGAGGUCAAAUAAACAGACAAACAGAAAAACAGACAAACAGACAAAAAUUCUAAAAACUGUUGGAACGUGUUCUGUUAACGAUUCUUAGUAUCCCCAGGCUACUUUUUUUCGAAUAUCUUCCAUGUACAGACUUUCGACCCCCUUCAGCUUUAUUAUAUGUAUAGAUGACAGUUUGAAUAUCUUUAAUACACAGUGAUAUAAACACACAAAUCUUAACCUCAAUUAAACUCAAUUAAACACCUAACCUAGCAUACACUAAAGACUACAUACAUAAUAAUUAAGUAAAAACUAACUCACGUACUACCUAUAUAAAAUAAUUUAAACUUAAAUUAUCUGUUUUCAGCUGGCUAUUUUAUGAACACAGAAAUAAAGAACUGAGUCGAUUAAAUAAAGAAGAAAUUGGUGUCACAGAGCCUCUGAAUGGUGCCGAAGCAAUACCAUUAAAUAAAGAUAAUCAUGAAGCUUGUUGAAAAGUUAAGUGUCAUGUAGAAUAAAUACUUAUAUUGUAGAAAUGUUAUUUGUAAGUGAGUCAAAUUGUCGUGUUGUAAACACAAUAAAUAAUCAAACCAAUAAAUGUUCAUAUUUUAAUACAUGUAAAUAAAUAAUUUCGAAUAAAACCACA